AUGGCAUCCGCAAAGAAGAAGACGAAGAAACAAUCUCCAGAACUGACUUCAAAUCCAUCACUUCCCUAUGAUUUGGUAUUAACUUGCUUCGCACGUGUAUCGAGAUUAUACUACCCGACCACUCUCUCUUUAGUCUCCAAGAGCUGUCGAUCCCUCAUUGCUUCACCAGAGCUUUACAAGACUCGGUCUCUCUUAAACCACAAAGAGAGUUGUCUUUAUGUGUGCUUAGAGUUCUCAUCUGACCCUAACCAACGUUGGUUCACUCUCUGCCGGAAACCUAAUCAAACCCUAACCAAUAAGUCAAGUGUGUAUGCUUUGGUUCCAGUCCCAGUUCCCAGUUCACCUCCUGUGAACUCUAACCGUCUCGUGACAGUUGGUUCUAAUAUCUAUAUCUUUAGCAGAUGCAAUGAGAAUGCACCCUCGUCUAGCGUCUCAAUUGUAGACUGCAGGUCUCAUACGCGGCACGAGGCUCCGAGGAUGCGGAUGAAGCGGUCUCACCCAGCUGUUAAUGUUGUGGAUGGAAAGAUAUAUGUAGCAGGAGGCUUGGAAAUGGAAGACUCUAAAUCCUCAAAUUGGAUGGAGGUUUUCGAUCCAAAGACUCAAUCUUGGGAACUUGUUUGUAGCCCUCUUGAUAUGAGAUGUUGUAGUAUACACAAGAGCUUCGUGAUUGAAGGAAAAAUCUACUUGUUUGGGGGAAAGGAUAUGGCUUACAAGCCAAAAGAAGAUAAAUGGAUAGCGAUUACAGAAGAGAAUUUGUAUUAUAUAUUAGGACGAAGUUGGCUUUCAUAUCGCGUGAUUGAUAACGUAAUAUAUUGUUGGAAUCGUCAAGAUGGAAUCAUGUGGUAUGACUCUGAGGUAAGAUACUGGAUUAAACUGAAGGGUCUUGAAGGAUUGCCAACGUUUGCUGGUUAUAGUUCUGUUAGAUUAGUGGAUCAUGGUGGUAAGCUUGUUGUUUUGUGGGAUAAGUAUGUGCCUGCAAGUAGGUAUAAGGUGAAGGUGAUUUGGUGUGCAGUGAUUUCGCUUGAGAAACGUAACAGUGAAAAGGUUUUGGGGAAGGUUGAGUGGUUCGAUGUGGUUCUAACAGUCCCUAAGUCUCAAUUCUUGUGUGCUAUUUCCGCUACUGUUUGA
Molecule: messenger RNA, 1128 nt
Organism: Capsella rubella
Lineage: Eukaryota; Viridiplantae; Streptophyta; Magnoliopsida; Brassicales; Brassicaceae
Product: F-box/kelch-repeat protein At5g49000
Exons: 1
Coding region: 1-1128 (375 amino acids)
Molecular function (GO): protein binding
Source: RefSeq, a predicted model, not a curated record